Messenger RNA from Candida tropicalis MYA-3404, 978 nucleotides. RefSeq lists its product as uncharacterized. The record is from RefSeq and is a predicted model, not a curated record. The transcript has a single exon. NCBI's taxonomy places the organism in Eukaryota, Fungi, Ascomycota, Pichiomycetes, Serinales, Debaryomycetaceae. Gene Ontology annotation, molecular function: RNA binding. The coding region runs from base 1 to 978 and encodes 325 amino acids.
AUGUCGAAACCAACUACAGAAGCUACCAAAAAGUUAAUGAAUCUACUAUAUUCAUCAACCACAUCGCAGAUAUCAGCUAGCAAAUCCAUAAUAUCAGAUGUUACAACGCCAAAGAUUUCACGAAUGUUGUAUUAUGAUCAAGAACCCACAACAACAAUACCAUCAACAUCAAAUAUACCAAUGACAUUUGAUAAUAUUAGUUCUAAACUUAAAAUACCAUCCGAAAAUGCAUUAUUAUCAUUAUGGCCUAAUUUCAGAUCAAAUAUUUUACAAUUUAAAUGUCCUAAUUCAUAUAUAACUAAAUAUGAUUUUUGGAAAUUAAUACCAAAUGAAAGAAAUUGUAAAUAUAAUUUAAAAUUAAAUCCAACAUUUGAAAUUAUUAAAAAAAGAAAUAAUCAAUUAGAUUUCAUGAAUGAAUAUUAUUUAAUUUUUGAAAAUCAAUUAAAUGCUUGUGUUUAUAUUAAAGAAACUGAAGGAAAAUUAAUUAAUGGAAUUAAAUUAAAUUUUGAAUUUAUUGAAUUAAAUAAAAAAAUAUUAGAAUCUAUGAAUUUUAAAAAAAUUAGUGAUUUUAAUAAAAUCAAUGAAAUUUUAAAUUUAAAUGAAAAGGUAGUAGGAGUAGAUGAAGAUGACAAAGAUUUGAUGAGUAAUAUUAAAUUUGAUAAUUUUGAAGUAUUGAAAAAUUGGUUAAAUGUUGAUAAAAGAGAGAAUUAUGUUAUUGUUAGAAAUUGGCCAUUUGGAUUAAAUGAAUCUAGUGUUUUUAGAUUAUUAUGGAAUUAUGAUUUAAUUAAUAUAAUUGAUGUUGUAUCUGAUGUUACAAAUGAAAAAAGAACAGUAUUAUUGGAAUUUAAUAAUUUUAAAGAUGCAAAUAGAUUUAUUAGGAAUUAUCAUGGUAGAAAAUGGGAUUAUUUACAAGGAAAAAGUAACAAACGUCAUAAAGAAACCAUAUUUUAUCAACCUUUAUUAUGUGAAAAACUAUAA